Molecule: messenger RNA, 1212 nt
Organism: Salvia miltiorrhiza (redroot sage)
Lineage: Eukaryota; Viridiplantae; Streptophyta; Magnoliopsida; Lamiales; Lamiaceae
Product: triosephosphate isomerase, chloroplastic
Exons: 9
Coding region: 80-1042 (320 amino acids)
Biological process (GO): gluconeogenesis; glyceraldehyde-3-phosphate biosynthetic process; glycerol catabolic process
Cellular component (GO): cytosol
Molecular function (GO): triose-phosphate isomerase activity
Source: RefSeq, a predicted model, not a curated record
GGCAAAUUUCUGUAUCCAGAUAUAGAGAGAGAGAUAAUACCGAGUUCACUCACCCACAGUCCACUACAAGCACCCAAAAAUGGCGGUCGUCUCCACUUCUCUCGCCGGCGCCGGCGCUGUCACCAGCCAGCUCACUCACUUCUCCGGCCUCCGAAAAUCCUUCCUCAAGCUCGACACCUCCAGCGCCAACUCUACGCACUCGUUUUUCCAGAGCGUCGACUCGCACAUCCGCCUCACAUCCUCCGGUAAAGCAUGCCGCGGCGUCGUCGCGAUGGCAGGCACCGGAAAGUUCUUUGUUGGUGGGAAUUGGAAAUGUAAUGGGACCAAAGAGUCCAUCAGCAAGCUUGUGUCGGACUUGAACAGUGCAACACUUGAAUCUGAUGUUGAUGUUGUUGUUUCGCCUCCUUUCGUCUACAUUGAUCAAGUAAAGAAUUCAUUGACUGAUCGGAUAGAGAUAGCAGCCCAAAAUUGUUGGAUUGGAAAAGGUGGCGCUUUCACUGGAGAAAUCAGCGUGGAGCAACUGAAAGACCUUGGAUGCAAGUGGGUCGUUCUUGGGCAUUCUGAGCGGAGGCAUGUAAUAGGAGAAGAUGAUCAAUUCAUUGGAAAGAAGGCUGCUUAUGCCGUGAGCCAGGGUGUAGGAGUAAUAGCCUGCAUCGGGGAGUUGUUGGAAGAAAGAGAAGCUGGAAAAACCUUUGAUGUUUGCUUUAAGCAAUUGAAGGCUUAUGCUGAUGCUGUCUCAAGUUGGGACAAUAUUGUCAUUGCCUAUGAGCCCGUAUGGGCAAUUGGAACUGGUAAAGUGGCCUCACCCGAGCAGGCCCAGGAAGUGCACGCUGCUGUUAGGAAUUGGCUGAGCAAGAACGUAUCAGCAGAAGUUGCUUCUAAAACACGUAUUAUCUACGGAGGUUCGGUCAACGGAGGCAACUCUGCAGAUCUUGCCAAAAAAGAAGACAUUGAUGGAUUCCUCGUAGGUGGUGCAUCUCUAAAGGGUCCUGAGUUCGCCACCAUCAUCAAUUCCGUUACUGCCAAGAAGGUUGCCGCCUAGUUUCAGGAAGAAAUGGCUAAGAGAAUCAACCACGGCCCAUUUCACGGUAGAUCUCUGGCCUUGCCCUACAUAGGCAAUGAAAUUAGCUAUUACAGAACCUGUCAUGUAACAGAAUAUCACAUAGUCUCUCACUGGAAUAAAUGUUUUGUAGCACCACCAUUUUCAUAAAA